CACCCUGCAACUGCCAACCACAAGCCAAAGACGACAAGCAAGCAAGCAAGAAGCAAGCAAGCAGCAAGAGAGGAAGGAGAGGAAGAUGGACCAGCAGGGGUUUUAUGUUGACAGCAGUCAACAACAGCAACAGCAUGGCGGCUUUCAGCAGGCACCCAUGCAACAGCCUUUUCCACAGCAACAACAACAGCAACACAUGCAGCCACCACCCAUGGCACCGCCAGGGUCUGCACAGCCACAACCCCCGCCCAUCACCAACCCCUUUGAUCCAUCCUCGCUCCAAGGCCCUCUCAUGACCAGCGCCGUCUCCUACGCUGCUCAACAGCAUCUGGGUAACGUCUCACAGCGCGUGCAAGGCAUGGUGAACGUGAACCAGCUCAAAUACUACUUUGAUGUUGACAACAAAUAUGUGGCCCUCAAAUUGCAGCUACUGCUCUUCCCGUACCUUCAGAAGAGCUGGGAGCGGGGCAUCAAGGACGACAAGGCGAUGACGCCACGAGAGGACAAGCGGUCACCCGACCUGUACAUCCCGUCCAUGGCGCUGGUGACAUACAUCCUGCUCGUCAGCUGGGUGCAGGGCGCAACCGGCAAUUUCAACGCCGAGCAGCUCAGCCUCCUCUGCAGCUCCACCAUCGGCCUCCUCGUCUUCGAGAACCUUGCUGCGAAACUUGCAUCGUUUGUCUUGGGGGUCCAAGCUCCCUUGUAUGACAUCAUGGCGUUUACCUCCUACAAGUUUGUCAGCGUGAUUGUUGCGAUUUUGGCCACGGUCAUCUCGCGAUCGGCGACGGUGUACUAUCUCGCGUGCGGAUGGGUUGCUGCUGCUCUCUUCUACUUCACGUUCCGUUCGCUCGCAGCAUCAACCGCCUCAAAAAAGGGGUCUGUGUUUGCUGUCGGUGUCGCCGGUGUGCAGGUGCUGCUCGCGUUUCUCCUCUCCACGUCCGGUCUCGCCAUCAUCCCAACAGAGGUCGACGCCACAGAAGCAGCGUAAACACCACGCCAUGUCUGUGUGUCUGACUGUCUGUCUCUUUCUCUGUCUGUGUACCUGUCUGCCCGUCCGUGUGGCGGCGUGAAGGGGCCUUGAGUUGUUACUUGCUAGCAUGCGCGUGCGGAUGUGUGCGCGUGUGUGUGUUGGACCCCGCUUGCUUGUACAAACAUCAUACAACCAAUGCUGCAAGCGACACAGCACGACUUGGGU
Salpingoeca rosetta is the source of this 1195-nucleotide messenger RNA. RefSeq lists its product as uncharacterized. The coding region runs from base 86 to 988 and encodes 300 amino acids. Gene Ontology annotation, biological process: endoplasmic reticulum to Golgi vesicle-mediated transport. The record is from RefSeq and is a predicted model, not a curated record. Gene Ontology annotation, cellular component: Golgi membrane; endoplasmic reticulum-Golgi intermediate compartment; COPII-coated ER to Golgi transport vesicle. NCBI's taxonomy places the organism in Eukaryota, Choanoflagellata, Craspedida, Salpingoecidae. The transcript is spliced from 10 exons.